This is a messenger RNA of Dicrocoelium dendriticum, 1160 nucleotides long. The record is from the annotation of a GenBank genome assembly. Lineage: Eukaryota; Metazoa; Platyhelminthes; Trematoda; Plagiorchiida; Dicrocoeliidae.
AUGUACUCAAGCUACCUUGAGGAGUAUCACGGUGCGCUGACCGAAUUCCACACACGUAGCUUCAACCUGUUCACCACUCAAGUCUCUCGUGAUCGAGCGUGCAUGGAAUUUUCGGUUGGCUCCAGCAUUCGCAUUUGGGUUUCCGAAAACCACCCGGCCAUUCUGUUUACGUGUACUGAUGUAUUCAUGAGAAAGUUUCUGCUCUACGCUGGCAACCGACUGAUGGGUGGCCUAUGUCACAUCCGCAUACGGUCAAAAAAGGACGCUACCUACGGUGUCCAGUUUCUGCGUGCGCAGUGGGCUGGUCUUGAGCACUACCAGUGUGUUUGGUCGGCAAGGCGGAUGAUCGACUUUCAGGAGAAUCUGUUGCAACGCCACUGCUCGAUUCGUGCUGAUCCAUCCGGUGACAUCAGUUGCGUUUGCAACCAACCCGGUUAUGUGACUCUUGUGCAGCUCGCUUCUGCAAAAAUAGAGAAACAAUCAUUUGGAUCAAGCAGUUCACAUACUCGACCUUUUGGUCGCAUUUGUCGGGGUUUAUUAAUGACCGAGUCACCUGAAGACUAUUUGAAACGUUUUUUGUCCGAUGUGGAUGGGAUCGUCGGCCUAUACAUAUGUGAUAAGGAUGGGGUGAUUAUGGUCAGCGCCUCACUACCGGAAGAGAUGCCAGAUCAAGCGAUGCAAUCCUACGUAAUGUCCGCAUUCCUCAGCUCUGUUCAGCAGUCUGCCAAAUUGGGCUCUGGCAACCUGGAAUGGAUGAUCACUAGGUACCAGGAAAUGGUGGUGCUAUGCUGGCCACUGAGCCUUUUAUACGUCCUCUUCUCGAACGUUUAGCUCCUCACGUUGCGUCAAGACUGCGAAACGAGGAAUUAAUGGGGUUGCAAUCAGAUGGUCAAUAUUUUCGUGUCUGACUGCAAAUUGUUUUCCCACUUAUUAUCUCCUAUGGAAUUUCAGAUUCGAACAAAUCCCAUCUCAACGUUACUGGAUGAAUGCCGAUCGGCCGUAUUUUAUCUCAUACUCUGAACUUGUGAACCCAUACAAUCACGCUGUUUCUUCUCGGUGAUUGGUCUCCACCAACAAUUCUUCUUCUAUACAUUUGGUCAACUCUUUUUGUUGCCUUUGGAUUUCAGUCGACGGCCGUAACGAUUAUUUUCCUUCCCUUU